GGUUUUGCCAUGGCAGCAAAGGGAAAAUCAGGCACAGUAGCCAAAGGAACUGGUUUCUGGCACUCACCCCAAACCAACUACACCCCAGAAACCUGUCAGCUGCUGAAAGUGAUGAUGGAGGAGUCCAAACUCACCAACUUCCAGCAGCGCCAACUCAUGGAUUCUAUGAAAAGAGGUGAGGCACUGCCUACUCGGUGCAACCCGAUAUCUACCCAGAAGCCAGCAUCCAAGAGAAUCAGCAGUUUCUGCCUGCCCCCCAUCUUGGCACCAAGGCCACACCUCCGCCCAGCUGAACUCUGUCAGGCCAGUGAGGCCUACACCCGAGAGCAGUUCAAACCGAGACCUUGUAAAGAUAUAGAGAAAGAGAAAGAGAGACUCCAAGACAUAUUUGCCAAUGGAAAGGAUGCCAUUGAGAAGAGGAAAAAAAAGCAGUCUGUUCGGCAGAUUGAGCCUCCAUCCUCGGACCCAGAGCCAGAUAGAUUUGAAGAAUUGGUGAAGGAAGUCCGAGAGAGGCAGGAGUUCCUGGCUGAAAUGCAGGCACUAGGACAGGGCAAACAGUACCGAGGGAUCAUCCUCACUGAGAUCUCACAGAAACUGCGGGAGAUGGAAGAUAUUGACCAAAAGAGAAGUGAUGAGCUUCAGAAGGCACUGGCCAAAACUCCAUAAGGAGCAAACACUGUGACAGGGCAGGGGCAGGGACCCAGAGGCUGGUCACUGGUGACUCGUCUCUUUGUAGCACUGAGGUCACCCUUCUGCUGCAGCCCAGGACCCUGGUAUCCUGGAAGACAAGCAGCUGGUGGGGAUAUACAGAUUCUCCUCUUCAGGAAUGGCUGACCAGCUGGCCAGAGAGCCUAUGAGACAUCCAUUCCCCUGCCCAGACCCGCCAUGCGUGGCCUGUGCCGAAAGAAGCCCCCCCCACCUUAAUAAGACCUAGGCAUUAGGGCAGCCUCACCCCCUUGGCCCUAGGCUCCCAAGAAGCUUUGGAGGGUCUCUCCACAACUCCUUCUAUUGCCUACCCCAAGCCCUCAGGCCCUUUCCUCCCAGUGUUAGCUUGGGGAAAAAAAACCAACUACUUUGUCUCACCUCCUUUGGACCCUCCCUCUGACAUCUCCCAGCCGUGAGCUAGGGUUACUUUAGCCCCAAGGAUGGAAAGACCAAUAAAACUGUUGGUUCAAAUCUUGGGGAAACAGUACCUUUGUUUUUGAAGGGGGAAAACCUUGUGUUAGUGUUAGUGGGUUGGAAUUUUGGAAUCCCACCUGCUUGGGAGGUGGGAGUUCAUUAAGAAUUGAUCCACUGUGGCAAACGUUUUUCAUACCUGACAAUG
Molecule: messenger RNA, 1324 nt
Organism: Gracilinanus agilis (Agile Gracile Mouse Opossum)
Lineage: Eukaryota; Metazoa; Chordata; Mammalia; Didelphimorphia; Didelphidae
Gene: C5H22orf23
Product: chromosome 5 C22orf23 homolog
Exons: 6
Coding region: 10-666 (218 amino acids)
Source: RefSeq, a predicted model, not a curated record